CCCCUAACUCUCCUUUCUCUGACACAUCCAGGAUCACCACCCCUAACUCUCCUUUCUCUGACACAUCCAGGAUCACCACCCCUAACUCUCCUUUCUCUGACACAUAAAAAUAGUACUGCCCACUCUCAAGUGUUUUCUAUCUGCCACUGCUUCCCUGGUCAGUUCUCUAGCUACUCAUUUCCCUCUGUCACGCUCUCCCUUUUCCCCUCAUUUCCUUCAAUUCCCCUGUCUUUCUGUCCCUGCCACUCUCCAUUUCCCUCUUUCCUGGCCUUCCUCUCUCUCCCGGUCUCCCUCCUCUGGACAGGAAGAGGGCUCCUUAGUGGGUGUUAUUUUUGGAGCCCUGUCUAUCAAAGCAGGGAUCAGGGGGAGAUUUGGGAGCCUUUUGUGCCUUUUCCUCUCGCCCUCGGUCGCAGGAUAUCAGUGUUUCACACCAAUUGGCCGGUGAAUAAACAACGUAGUCGUGGUUACGGCCAAUCCCGCUCAUCUUACACCGCUAAAGUACCACCUGGCUGUCAGUCAGACAAUGCUCCCGGUAACCACUCUUACAUAAUCAGAGUUGUGGGAAAAAGGAGAGCAUACCGAAAUGAGUGCUUCCGUUCUUGUGAAUCGCUCGAUUAAGUUGCUAAAAGACAGGAUGUGUUUAAAUAUUUCCCAAAAUGUUUAGCUGGAUAUUAUUUGGUAGAGGUACUUAAGCCUUUACACCUGUGGGAAACUCAAUCGAAAUGUUUCUUACAGAAGAAAUAUGAAAAGCAUAUUAGAAAUUGAAAGGGAACACUUUGGAGAAAAUGAUUAGACCAAAGUUGAGGACACAACAGUUUACCUGACAGAAGACUGAACCAAUCAAUUACACCGUUGAUUUUAUGUGCAUUUUACUGUACUUUUCACGGCAUUUGUUGAUAACCAAAUCUGAAAAUACUCUGCAUACAUUCAGCAACAUGAUACGACUAUUCCUGGGAAACGUGGGGUAGGUGCAACAUAAGACAACAACAUCACAAGGGUUUGAGUGAGAGGAUUAACUGGUGUCUCCAAGUGGCCACACACCUCUCCAAACUGUGCACAGUUCCUAAGUAAUUAAGUCUUCAACUAAAAGUAUAUAUAUAUAUAUAUUUUUAACUCUCCAAGCUGUGCCAUUGAGGGACUAAAGCAAGGAGGCUAGUUGUUUUGUUUGGAACACAACCCUGCAUCGCCGCCCUCGCACAAUUACUGGUAUUUACGCAAUCCAAAAACUGAGUCAGACGGGCAUCAUUUGAAAGCUUGUUCUAUUGCCAACAUGAAUAGUUAAGUUAUAAAAUACAAUCUUAACAUUUGUAGGCUUUCACAGGGCAAGUCAGAGAAACAGAUCGUAAUGCUGGCGUGCAUAGAAAGGUGUCAUUCAGGUGCGUGUUUCGUGGCAAAUCUUCUCCACAAUAGACAAACGGGCUCAUUCUGUUCAGAACAACCAAGGGAUUUGACGCCGUGGAACUGCACAUCAAACACAGUGAUCAUCAACGUGGACACUGUAUAUGACACACAGUUGAAAUAGGAAGUUUACAUACACUUAGGUUGGAAUCAUUAAAACUUGUUUUUCAACCACUCCACAAAUUUCUUGUUUACAAACUAUAGUUUUGGCAAGUCAGUUAGGACAUCUACUUUGUGCAUGACAAAGUCAUUUUUCCAACAAUUGUUUACAGACAGAUUAUUUCACUUAUAAUUCACUGUAUCACAAUUCCAGUGGGCCAGAAGUUGACAUACAGUAAGUUGACUGUGAAUUUAAACAGCAGAAAAUGAUGUCAUGGUUUUAGAACAUGUGUCUAUGUUCUUCCUUCUAUAAUUUGGGAUUUCUGUGUUUGUCCUGGUAUGGUUCUCAAUCAGAGGCAGCUGUCAAUCGUUGUCCCUGAUUGAAAACCAUACUGAGGUUGCCUGGUUUCACCUUUGAGUUGUGGGUGAUUGUUUCCUGUGCCUGUACCACACGGGACUGUUUCGAUUUUUGUUUGUUCGUUCACAGUGUUAUUUUGUAUUUUUGUAGUGUUCAGUUUUAUAUAUUUUUCCGUUUUCCGUGAUAUAUACAAAAUGUAACAUUGGUACGCAAAACUGAAUACAUUUAAACUCUAUCUGACAUGGUACAGAUGUCUUCUUUUGUUUAAGCCCAGGACCAUGUGUCUGAAGUGUAUACUUUUGUUUCAAAGUAGAUUUGUUUAGGACUACCAAGAAACACUCUGUGUGGCCCUGACUUAACCCACUGCAGUAAAAGGUUAAGGACUUCUGAGAAAGUUGUGAAUUCUUUGGCAAUGAACAGUUGAAAGUUGAAGAAUGUUCAUAGUACUGAGUGACUACUGUAGUGUAUUUGUGUAACUCGCUCCAACAAAAAGCUCCUGAAUCAGCCAGAUCACUGUGCGUUGCUAUUUUUCAAACUGCCGGUAAGAGAAUAAAGCCGUUUCGUUUUACUUAGCGCCUACUCUUUGAUAAUACUGGUUAUGUUUAAACUAAAACGGCAUUCUUUGUGUUUUUCAAGUAUUUUUUUCAAGGAAAGCGAAUAGAGAUUCUCAGACCAUUGAGAGCAGCUGGAGCACUCGGGGUUUGAAGAACCAAGUGUGAUGGGCGCUUCCACUUGGAACAGCUCAGACCUGUUUCUUCGUCUGGAGGCUCCUAUGAACAACAUCACCACGUCUCUGGGCCAGACGGCGGAGCUGCUGUGCCGUGUGUCCGGUAACCCCCUUCCCACGGUGCGCUGGCUUAAGAACGACGCUCCCGUGGUCCAAGAGCCUCGUCGGAUCUCCUACCGGCCCACGACCUACGGAUCGCGCCUCCGCAUCCGUAACUUGGACACCACAGACACCGGCUACUUCCAGUGUGUGGCCACCAACAGCUACGGCACCGUCUCCACCACCGGAGUACUCUUCGUCAAGUUUGAUCCACUCCUAACCCCUCUGCCAGGAAGACCCUCUGCGGAUGAUUUUGAUGAAGAGGGGUUUUGCCAGCCGUACAGGGGCGUAGCUUGUUCUCGCUUCAUAGGGAACCGCAGCAUCUUCGUCGACUCCCUGCAGAUGCAGGGCGAGAUCGAGACCCAGAUCACAGCCGCCUUCACCAUGAUCGGAACGUCCAGCCACCUGUCGGACCGCUGCUCCCAGUUCGCCAUCCCGUCACUGUGCCACUUUGCCUUCCCGACAUGUGACCGCAGCUCUGGGACAGACAAGCCCAGGGACCUGUGUAAGGACGAAUGCGAGAUCCUGGAGAAUGACCUGUGUAAGACCGAGUACAUCAUCGCCCGUUCCAACCCCAUCAUCCUGAAGAGACUGAAGCUGCCGAACUGUGAGGACCUGGCAGCACACGACAGCCCAGAGGCUGCGAUCUGUAUGAGGAUAGGAAUCCCCAUGGCCGAGCCCAUCAACAAGAACCACAAGUGUUUCAACGGCAGUGGCUCAGCCUACCGUGGGACGGUCAGUAAGACCAAGUCGGGUCGUCAGUGCCAGCCCUGGAACUCUCAGUACCCUCACAGCCACACCUACCUGGCGUUGCGCUACCCAGAGCUCAGCGGAGGCCACUCUUACUGCCGUAACCCCGGCAACACGCAGGAGGGACCAUGGUGUUUCACCCUGGACGAGGGAGUCCGUAUGGAGCUGUGCGACAUCCCCGUCUGCGAUUAUAAGGAGAACCGUGGGGGCAGUAACAUGGAGAUUCUUUACAUCCUGGUCCCGAGCGUAGCCAUCCCUCUGGCCAUUGCCCUCUUCUUCUUCAUCUGUGUGUGUCGUAACAACCAGAAGGCUGCCCGACCCCCGGCGCCCCGACAGCCCAAACCUGUCAGAGGACAGAAUGUUGAGAUGUCCAUGCUCACCAACUACAAACCCAAGAGUAAGACCAAGGAGCUCCCCCUCUCUGCAGUGCGGUUCAUGGAGGAGCUAGGUGAAUGUGCAUUUGGUAAGAUCUACAAGGGCCACCUGUACCUGCCUGGUAUGGAGCAAGCCCAGCUGGUUGCCAUCAAGACCCUGAAGGACUACUCCAGCCCUGGCCAGUGGGGUGAAUUCCAACAGGAAGCGUCUGUCAUGGCUGAGCUUCACCAUCCCAACGUGGUGUGUCUGCUGGGUGUAGUGACCCAGGAACAGCCUGUCUGCAUGCUGUUUGAGUUCCUGAACCAAGGGGACCUCCAUGAGUUCCUCAUCAUGCGCUCUCCUCACUCUGAUGUGGGCUGUAGUAGCGACGAGGACGGGACCGUCAAGUCCAGCCUGGACCACGGAGACUUCCUGCACCUGGCCUUACAGGUGGCUGCUGGGAUGGAGUACCUGGCCAGUCACUUCUUCGUCCAUAAGGACCUGGCAGCCCGUAACAUCCUGGUGGGAGAACAGCUCCACGUCAAGAUAUCUGACCUGGGCCUGUCCAGAGAGAUCUACACCUCAGACUACUACAGGGUCCAGCCCAACGCUUUAUUCCCUAUCCGCUGGAUGCCUCCAGAGUCCAUUGCCUAUGGGAAGUUCACGUCGGAGUCAGACAUCUGGGCGUUUGGUGUGGUGCUUUGGGAGAUCUUCAGCUACGGCCUGCAGCCCUACUACGGCUUCAGUAACCAGGAGGUCAUGGAGAUGGUGAGGAAACGUCAGCUGCUGCCCUGCCCAGAGGACUGCCCCCCCAGGGUCUUCGGCCUGAUGACAGAGUGCUGGCAGGAGGGCCCGACGAGAAGACCACGUUUCAAAGAUAUCCAUGGCCGUCUGAGGGCCUGGGAGGGGCUGUCAUCCCACGCUAGUUCUAGUACUCCAUCAGGAGGCGGGGGCAACGCCACAACUCAGACCACCUCGUUGAGCGCCAGUCCGGUCAGUAAUCUCAGCAACCCGCGCUAUACCGCCGCUGCAGGUUACCUCUACCCGGCCCAGGGGAUGCCUGCGCAAGGUCAUCCAGGCCACCAGAUGGCAGGCUGGACCCCUAUGACCCAUGGAGCGCCCAUGGCCCAGAACCAACACCAACGCUUCAUCCCUGUCAACGGGUACCCCAUCCCCCCAGGCUACGCUGCCUUCCCUGCGGCCCACUUUCAGGCCCAGGGCCCCCCCAGGGUGGUGCAGCACCUCCCCCCGCCCAAGAGCAGAUCUCCCAGCAGCGCUAGCGGCUCCACCAGCACCGGUCACGUGACAAGCGUGCCCUCCACGGGGUCCAAUCAGGAUGCGAACACGCCUCUGCUGUCACACUGCGUGGCAAUAUCCGCCCUGCCAGGGGGCGGGACCAUGCAGGUGUACGGACACAUGUCCCAGAAGGCUUUGCAACAGAUGGACCCCUCACAGACGUCCGCGCUGCUGGCCGACGCCAACAGACUCAUGUAUAGUGAAUCAGUCAUCACUGCAGACCUGUAAAUACACUGCAUACCUGUACUAUAUAUCACCUGGUUGAUUUGAUGGUUUUUGUUUCUUUUUUUUUUUUGUAAGAAAGUUAUUAUAAUAAUUGUUUCAACUUUCUACUUUUACUUGUAAAUACAUGCACGUAAAUCCUGAAUGAACGAGAUGCAAAGAUUUAUAUUCAAAAGAGACAUCAAGCGUGUCCUGCCCCCUACUCUGAAACUCAAACUGCCUUGAUAGACUUUUUAGUGAUGCUACUCCGUUUGCCUGCCUGGACACCGGGAUUUCUAAGCUCAGAGUAGGUCAACAAUAACACACCUGUCAAUAUAAUGACUCUAUCACUCGGACAUCAUUGUGAAUAACCUCCCAUUGACGUCAAUAAAUCUUCCAAGACUCCCGUUGACGUCAGAAUGAUUUUGGCGGAAGUCCGAGCUGCACGGAGCCCUUCUGGUAGCUACAAUAUGUACUGCAGCAGGGUGUGUUGUUGCUUGGACUGGAGGGGCCCUGUACUGAAGGAGGGCGUGUUGUUGCUUGGACUGGAGGGGCCCUGUACUGAAGCAGGGUGUGUUGUUGCUUGGACUGGAGGGGCCCCGUACUGAAGCAGCGGGUGUCCCCGGUUGUGUCGUCAGUAGGGCUUUAUAUGCAGUUGAGCCUGUGUCAGCACAUCUGCCUGGCUGGCAUCCCUACAGUGCACCUCUCUCCUCCAGGAGGCUAAGCCCCCCUCUAGGGAUAUGUGAACUUCAAAGACUUCUGAUUUGACUUCAAAGCGGCCUGUGGAGAAGGGACGAGGCCCUACCUACGCAACGCUAUGCAAUGACAUAGCACUCAUACCCUCUGCUUCAAUCUCCACAGCUAUGUGCCUCCACAGAUGUGUGCCUCCACAGAUGUGUGCCUCCACAGAUGUGUGCCUCCACAGAUGUGUGCCUCCACAGAUGUGUGCCUCUACAGCUAUGUGCCUCUACAGAUGUGUGCCUCCACAGAUGUGUGCCUCCACAGAUGUGUGCCUCCACAGAUGUGUGCCUCUACAGCUAUGUGCCUCCACAGAUGUGUGCCUCCACAGAUGUGUGCCUCCACAGCUAUGUGCCUCCACAGAUGUGUGCCUCCACAGAUGUGUGCCUCCACAGAUGUGUGCCUCCACAGAUGUGUGCCUCCACAGAUGUGUGCCUCUACAGCUAUGUGCCUCCACAGAUGUGUGCCUCCACAGAUGUGUGGCUCCACAGAUGUGUGCCUCCACAGAUGUGUGCCUCCACAGAUGUGUGCCUCCACAGAUGUGUGCCUCCACAGAUGUGUGCCUCCACAGAUGUGUGCCUCCACUAGACACUCUCUCGUUCUCAAUACAGGGUUCUAUCAACUCAUAUGCAAUGAUAUACUGUAGCUACUAGGAACAAAUCAGAACAGUGUUUAAACCAGCCGUACUUCUCUCGCCAGUCUGUGUCCAUGUCUGUCCUCCUCUUUCUUAUCAUCUCAUAUCUGGUACAUUCAGCUAUGCAAUAUGGCUCUUACAUUGGCUAUGCAGACUUUGAUGGAUAAUCGUAUUGUCUUUUGAUGAUAUAUAGAAGUGGGACUAACAAAUGUAUGCCGAUCAUUACAACUUCUUUGUCAAAACAAUCCAUGAUAUAAAAAAGUAUGUUCUACUAUAGACUGAAUGAAUGAUAUAAGGCUUUUGAUAAAAUACGGGGGGGGUGAAUGAGAAAUCCUUCCACAUUUUAGCACACAGCUCACAGAAGCAGCUACAAUACAGUAUAUUUCACCUCCGUGGAAUGUGUUUGUUGCUAUGCAACUGUUUAGUUAAAAAGACGCACCCUUUGCCCGUACAGAAAGAGGACAAUCGUCGGUUUACCCUUGGUAGCACUUGCCUUCCAUGUUAACUUUGGUAUAAUACACAACUCUGUAAUGUUAAGUGCAUCCUUAUCUUUUAUCAAGGUACAAAGUCUACUAUCCUGACAUUUUCUGUGAUGUGUCAAUUAGUCCGAUACUGUCGAGAGGUACAAACCUGCUCUUUACGUGAAGGUUUUGGUUGGUUUAAAUUCCACAUAUCUUUUAUUUUUUUCUAAAACAGGUUUUACCUUCCUAGGUAUCUGGAGUUUUAUACAGGUAUCUUUUGAUAAAUGUAUAUGAAUUUACGUGCAUAUAUACCAGUUCAAAACCACUUAAACACAAGACUGUGAAUCUUGGGACUGGCUAUUUUGUGUAGUUAAAAAAAAAAAAAAUGUUAGAUCAGUUUCUUUUCAUAAAACAGUCUAAGACAGUCUUUUCAUAAAACUUUUUUUAGAUUGCAGUAUUACAGUGUAUUCAUAAGAAAGGUUUACAUGCAGAAUAUUCUAUUGACCAAGAGGCCUUGUCUUUGUAUUUGUCAGAAGAUAUUUGCACAGAAGUUUUGUAUGGCAAAAUAUUAUUAAAUAAUUCAAUGUUUUUGUCAUA
Molecule: messenger RNA, 7712 nt
Organism: Oncorhynchus keta (chum salmon)
Lineage: Eukaryota; Metazoa; Chordata; Actinopteri; Salmoniformes; Salmonidae
Product: inactive tyrosine-protein kinase transmembrane receptor ROR1-like
Exons: 13
Coding region: 2574-5309 (911 amino acids)
Biological process (GO): positive regulation of kinase activity; protein phosphorylation; cell surface receptor protein tyrosine kinase signaling pathway
Cellular component (GO): signaling receptor complex
Molecular function (GO): ATP binding; protein kinase activity; protein binding
Source: RefSeq, a predicted model, not a curated record